AUGUCACUAGCGAUCCAUUACGGUUUAUGUAGAACUGCUGUCGUAAUGUUGUAUAUUAGGCCAAUGUUAAGGCAUGCCAGUCCACUCGCAAGAAAUGCCAAGCUUUGGCAUGGCUUUGGUCUGCCUAGAUUCAAUUCCUCUGCUUCUCUAGAUAACUUUGCAUCACCUUCCAAGAUCAUCAACGCUCAAGACAAUUUGAGCAUAAAUAUCACUCAACGGGCGGCAAAUAGGCUUGCAGAGAUAGCCAAGGAAUCCAACGAGGCUCUCCGGGUGUGUGUUGAGAGUGGAGGGUGUCACGGCUUCCAGUACAACUUAAAACUCAUCAAAAAAGAUGACAUCAGGCUGAACGGGUCUUCUUCGAGUCCACAACCCACAAAGGCCACAGAAACCGACGAAUUCGACCAGGAUUUUGAAGAAAACGACGCGGAAUUUGAAUCUGACCAGGAUACUGUAUUUGAGCUUCCCAACAAUGGAGGCCAAGUUGUGCUUGACGAGAAAUCGCUCAAGAUUCUCAACAACACAACCCUUACAUAUUCCACCGAGCUCAUUGGCUCGACGUUCAAAAUCAUGGGUGGCAAUAUGAAGAACAGCUGCGGGUGUGGGAGCAGUUUUGACGUCGAACUGUGA
Lachancea lanzarotensis is the source of this 627-nucleotide messenger RNA. It is a transcript of the gene ISA2, whose product is annotated as LALA0S03e05006g1_1. NCBI's taxonomy places the organism in Eukaryota, Fungi, Ascomycota, Saccharomycetes, Saccharomycetales, Saccharomycetaceae. Gene Ontology annotation, molecular function: 4 iron, 4 sulfur cluster binding; 2 iron, 2 sulfur cluster binding; iron ion binding. The coding region runs from base 1 to 627 and encodes 208 amino acids. The record is from RefSeq and is a predicted model, not a curated record. Gene Ontology annotation, biological process: iron-sulfur cluster assembly. The transcript has a single exon. Gene Ontology annotation, cellular component: mitochondrion.